Messenger RNA from Carassius auratus (goldfish), 861 nucleotides. Its product is annotated as unconventional prefoldin RPB5 interactor-like. Gene Ontology annotation, biological process: negative regulation of phosphatase activity; negative regulation of transcription by RNA polymerase II. Lineage: Eukaryota; Metazoa; Chordata; Actinopteri; Cypriniformes; Cyprinidae. Gene Ontology annotation, molecular function: phosphatase inhibitor activity; transcription corepressor activity; chromatin binding. The record is from RefSeq and is a predicted model, not a curated record. The annotation marks the transcript as partial. The transcript is spliced from 7 exons.
CCUCCUCCGGUCAUAUAAAGGCAUUAAUCAGCGAUCUACGUUUUUGAUCAAACAAAUAUUGCCAUUAACAGAACCUUUUAUGGUUACUAUAUGAAAAUAUUUUUUUCCUCUAGGAGGACAGAUAUCCAGAGUACGUACUACAUCCGUGAUUCGAUGAACAUGGCGCUGGGCAAACAGGCCAUCGGUGGACUUUAAACAAGAGGAAAUUUCGGGAUAACUUCGACAUCGUAGCAUGCACGUGUGAAAUGAUCUCAAUCUCGAUAUACUGGACCACUUGUUCUGCUUCAUUGAUGACUACGAGGCGACAGAUUGAGUGCAACACAUCCAAUUGCAUUCAUAAACAUUUCUAUAGGACUUCAAACCCCUGAGCAUUCAGUGUUUGGAUAUUUAAACAAAAAAGCAUUGUUUUAUUGUGGAUGGCAUCCUUGCACGACCAAAUGGCUGCAACUGGAAAAGUCAAACCGAGUAAAGAUCUGUCCCAAGGCGUUGAGAGGUUAAAAGAGGAGCACAAAAAGGUGGUGAAAGAUUGCAGAAGUCAAAUUGAGCACUGGAAAAAAGUGGAAAAUGACUAUGAAUCUCUUCAAGACCGCCUCAGGACUUUGCCUGACAAGUUGUCUUAUGAUAUUAUGGUACCAUUUGGACCCUUGGCUUUCAUGCCGGGAAAGCUAGUUCACACUAAUGAGUUAACGGUGCUCCUCGGGAUAACUGAUGUCAACAAUACACUAGAUGACUUACAGAAAGUGAUGAAGAACUUUCAGAACAGAGCCGACUUUACAGAUGAUCUUGAAAAAUUGACUGGUGAUACUGGAGAUUUUGCAGACAUUAGAGAAGAAGUUAUAAAUGAGGAAGUAGUCACCAAAG